Molecule: messenger RNA, 441 nt
Organism: Coccomyxa subellipsoidea C-169
Lineage: Eukaryota; Viridiplantae; Chlorophyta; Trebouxiophyceae; Coccomyxaceae
Exons: 4
Coding region: 1-441 (146 amino acids)
Source: RefSeq, a predicted model, not a curated record
AUGGGGAACAAUUCUGCAAUGCAAUGGUUGGUCCCUGCCUUUGUUGCUGUCACUGCUGCAGCAGGCGCAUAUUUAUUGGGAAAAUCAGCAACAACGGAUCGAACGGCCGGGAAGAAAAAUAAAAAGGCCUUCCUCCUCGUGAUCACACACAAGUACAAAACCAUCCGUGACAGAGACCUAUUCAUCAGCCUCUUCGAGCCUCUAGCCAAGUAUGUUGUCCAUCAUGAACCUGAGACACUGGCCUAUGAGCUGUCUGUCUCAGACAAAAAUCCGCUGGAGAUCAUCAUCUUUGAAAGGUACACAAGCCAAGCAGCUUUGACAGAGGUGCACCAGCAGAGCGCACCCUUCAAGAAAUUCAAAAAGGCUUGGGCAGAAGCAAACCUCGAGUACGAAAAUAAGACGGGGGAGUCGUAUAUCGAGAAAGAUCUGGGUUACAUGUGA